AUGGAAGAAGGUAAACUAACGAAGAUAGCAAGAUUUUCAAGCUGUCGCGGCGUUGCAUUUGAGAUCAAUCCUAGCCGAAGAAGCAGUCCUUUUGCAAUCGAUUCACCAACAAAGCCAGAGAGAUCAAUCGGAACCUGGCUUUGGAUUCCAUGGACAAGAAACAAUUCAUUCAAAAUUCUUCCUCACCCUCAAGCUAUUAGUCCGACACGUAGUCGAGCAAGCAGCCACUUCUGUGACAUCAACAUCGACGCAGAUGAUAUCGAGCUAGAGUUUCUAUCAGAAGUUGAAGACAUACAAACAAAUCAAGAAAAAAUUAAGGUACUGCCGAAAUUAGAAGCAACAAAAAGAAAUUCAAGGUUGUCUAUUAUUAUGCUAGAUCAAGGUUUCACAGUUUACAAAGGACUAUUCAUAGUUUGCAUAACCUUGAAUAUGUUAGCACUUGCUCUUUCAGCUUCAGGGAAUUUUUCAUAUGGUAAAUCAAAAGCUACACUUUUCUCCAUUGGAAACAUUCUUGCUCUAACACUAUGUCGAAGCGAGGUUGCGUUAAGGUUUCUUUUCUGGUUUGUUGUCAAAACAAUAGGGAAGCCUUUUGUUUCUCUUAGAAUCAAAACAGCAACCACUUCAUUUCUUCAAAGUGUUGGAGGAAUUCAUAGCAGCUGCGGCGUUUCCUCGAUAGCAUGGCUAGUUUAUUCUCUCGUUCUAACUAUCAAAAACGACAAAACAUCGCCCGAGAUUCUUGCUGUUGCAUUCACCAUCCUCUCGCUCAUUACGCUCUCUUCGCUCGCAGCUUUUCCUCUUAUCCGCCAUCUCCAUCACAAUGCUUUCGAGCGAAUCCACAGAUUUUCGGGUUGGUUAGCUCUUAUCCUUCUAUGGUUAUUCAUUCUUCUUAGUAUAAGCUAUGAGCCAAGUUCAAAAACCUAUCACUUAACCAUUUCAAAGAUGGUUAAGAAACAAGAGUGUUGGUUCACUUUAGCCAUCACAAUUCUCAUUUUGAUUCCUUGGUUAGGUAUCAAAAAAGUACAAGUUCAUGUUACAGCACCAUCAAAUCAUGCUUCAAUUAUCAAAUUUGAUGGUGGUGUUAAACCAGGUUUAUUUGGUAGAAUCAGUCCAUCACCAUUAUCUGAAUGGCAUGCAUUUGGAAUCAUAUCAGAUGGAAAAAACGAACACAUGAUGCUAGCUGGUGCAGUUGGUGAUUUCACAAAAUCACUAGUUUCUUCACCUCCUAAACAUCUCUGGAUUCGUUCAGUUCAUUUUGCUGGAUUACCUUAUCUAGUAAACCUGUAUCAAAAAGUGUUGCUAGUAGCAACAGGUUCUGGAAUAUGCGUGUUCUUAUCAUUUCUCUUGCAGAAAAACAAAGCUGAUGUGUAUUUGAUUUGGGUUGCUAAAGAUAUUGAAAUGAACUUUGGAAAUGAGAUAAAGGAACUAGUUGGAAAAUACUCAAAGGAGAAAGUGAUUGUUCAUGAUACCGCAGUUUCGGGUCGUCCUAAUGUCGCCGAGAUUAGUGUUAAUGCUGCUAUUAAUUGGAAUGUUGAAGUUGUUAUUGUUACUAGUAAUCCUGAAGGUAGUAGAAAUGUUGUUAAAGCUUGUAACAAAGCUAAGAUUCCUGCAUUUGGUCCCAUUUGGGACUCAUGA
This is a messenger RNA of Vicia faba (fava bean), 1632 nucleotides long. The record is from the annotation of a GenBank genome assembly. Lineage: Eukaryota; Viridiplantae; Streptophyta; Magnoliopsida; Fabales; Fabaceae.